Molecule: messenger RNA, 3782 nt
Organism: Eleginops maclovinus (Patagonian blennie)
Lineage: Eukaryota; Metazoa; Chordata; Actinopteri; Perciformes; Eleginopidae
Product: neurexophilin-1
Exons: 2
Coding region: 214-1095 (293 amino acids)
Molecular function (GO): signaling receptor binding
Source: RefSeq, a predicted model, not a curated record
AGCACCUCCCAGCCGUGCAUCAAAAAUCACCUCAGCAGACACUUGAAGCGUUUUAACGGCAGACAUCUGACCCCGCUGAAUGAGCCUGAGAAGAUCCAUCACUGCUCCCCCGCCUCAGGACCGCCUUCCCCACUCUGUAUUUUCCCUACAAGUUGUGCAGCUCAGUCAAAGGGACAUUUUUGCUGCUGCUGAGAAGAUCAAGGACAGUUUGACAUGAGGGGGGAUGCUCCACAAAGAGGCAUGAAGACCCCAUGUCUGUGGGCUGCUGCUCUGCUGCUGUCAGUCGUCUCGCUGGUGACCAGUGCUGAUUCACCAAGUUCAGGAAAUUCGGCCUUGAGAGAAAGCUCAAAAUCCAAAGUGAAGACCUACUGGACUGAAGGUAGCAAGGCAGUCUCUAUCAGCCGUCUGCUGUCCCAGGGCUUCUAUGGCAAAGAGAACUUCACCUCUCUGGAUCUGAACUAUGACGAGGCGGACUCGUUCUCUAAGCAGGAGCAGUGGAAUUGGCUUUAUAACACUUCUCACCCCCGCGACGCUCGAUCCAGGACAAAGCGGAGGCCCAUCGUCAAAACCGGCAAGUUCAAGAAGAUGUUCGGUUGGGGAGACUUCCACUCCAACAUCAAGACGGUGAAGCUCAACCUUCUCAUUACUGGUAAAAUCGUGGAUCACGGAAAUGGGACAUUCAGCGUCUACUUCCGCCACAACUCCACUGGUCAGGGCAACGUUUCCGUUGGACUCGUUCCGCCAACCAAAGCUGUGGAGUUCCAGGUCCACCAGCAGUUCCACCACCACCAUCACCACCAGCAACAGCAGCAGCAGCAGCAGACGGCUCUAGAGACCAAGGACAACAAGCUGUUCAACUGCAGGGUGGAGUACGAGAAGGUGGAGAAGGGCACCAGGAACUCGCUGUGUGCCCACGACCCCUCGCAGAGCUGCCCACAGGAGCAGACCCAGAGCCACGUGUCCUGGCUGUGCUCCAAGCCCUUCAAAGUCAUCUGCAUCUUCAUCACCUUCUACAGCACCGACUACAAGCUGGUGCAGAAGGUGUGUCCAGAUUACAACUACCACAGUGACACCCCCUACCUCCCCACCGGGUGAGCACAAGACCAGACAAGGACAAAAAAAAAAAGAAAAAAAAAAGACGCUGGGACAGGCUGCCGGGUCUUGGGCUAUGUCAGAUUAUUUGAAUGCAAAUGAAGUCAAGACACUUCAAACUUGAGACGUUGACAGGUAUUAUUACAGCUAACACAUCCUUGAUGCAAGACUGAUAUUGCUCCAAUGAACAGACCUACCCCGAGGUCAUUUUGAGAGCAUUUAGGGAAGCAUUUAUAGGCUUGCAAUACUCUUAUUAAAUGCAUAGCUGCUUACAUUGAAAGGAAAUUCUCAAACCAACCAUAAAAAUAUGCUGAUUGUAUUUAUGUAAAUAUUGUGGGUUCCACAAAAAGACCAGAAAACAUUUGUAUUAAUGUUUUCUCCUGCUAAUUUAGUUGUUUAUGUUUAUAGUGCAUUUCCGUCUCAAUCAUGCUUUCUGUCUUUUCCAAUCAGUCUCUGGUAAUCAUUGCAAACACGUAAAUGUCAAUGCAAAUAAGAAGAAUCUGUCAGUAUGCAUUAGAGUGCAUAAUGCAAAAAGCAAACAUAUUUUGAGUGGUGUUGUUUUCUGCAGUGUGAUUGUUAGAGUGAGUAUACCUCUCUGAUAUUGUCGUUGGAAUCUCGUCCAUGUUCAUGCAUGAACCAAAUGUGGUAAACAGCUGAAUUAGGUCCAUCUAUAUUUCCAUGUUAUUGCAGCUGUCAAAAAUAAUCUUCAUCAUGUCACGGGAGGAAAAAAAAGGUAUAAAAGUAUUUCUAUUUUGUGUGUUGUGUUAGCAGUUCUUAAACCACAGCAAAUGACAUCAACGGAGGGCUCCAAUAAAGUCAAACACAAGCAAGUAAAUGUGGUAGUAAAUACAACCUGCAGACGACACAACUUUACAGACACAGAAGAUCAUUCUUAUUGCACUGCUCCUUUAAAAAUAAACUUAUAUGUGUGCUUCUGUUUUCUACGUCCUGCACUUCCAUUUUGGACAUUUAGCGUGUUGUUUUUCAUGACCAAUAACAAGUUGAGUAUAAUAAUCUUAACUCCUUCGUCACUAAAAUAACAAGCAGACUUAAGUACGAGAUGUCAGAGCCACAGCGCCCCCUGCAAUAUCCAAAAAUACACACACAUUGGAGUUAUCAUUAAUAAAAAGUGCGGAAUUAUGAGAGAUAAACAGGGUCAAAAUAGUUUCAAAAUAAAAAAAUAGAUAUACAAAGAGGCAACAUUGAUGUUCAUCUAAAAAAGGAACAAUGUAAGAGGUGAUAAAUUGUGUUUCCUGCUCCAGAGGAGACACAAUGUAGACUAAACAGCAGGAGCUAAUAACACAUUUCACCUAUCCAACGUUUGCACCUCCGGUUAUCAAAAAAAAAAAAAAAGAUUCUGGAAGAGACUAAAACUGGCUGUUAAUGAUAUUGGAUGUUCCAAUUGGCUAUUAAACCUUCAUUACAUAAAUUGGGAGCCACUGGCUCCACGUGAAGCAUUUAGAGGGAAUGAACACAGUGAAAGUGGGAGCUCUGCAGAGUCAACACCAUCCAAAGAAGGAAUUAAAGUGCCGAUGGAAAACCUGUAAAAAAGCACAAAUGUGCACCUAGGGGCGCAAUCACUGCUGUCUAUUUAAAUUCGGUGCUCUGACACAGUGUACGCUAUGGUAUACGCAACUCAGUAACUGCUAAUGGCAGCCUGGACGACAUCCAAUAUGCCAACAUGGAGUGUAUUUUCUGACAAGGCAGGCCAAAGAAUAGGGGUCUGCCUGUGGGAUGAGUGAGCAUAAAGAGGAAUUUAUGAUGUGGAGGAACAAGGCUGGCAGAAAUCACUGGAAGCACCUGACUCGUAAAUUGAGAGCAUGUUUCUGUCACCCAGAAGAAGGAAUGACUAAUGUCUCAGAUUGCUGUUUGGGCCAGUUCUUUCAUCUCAAUAAAGUGACUUUGAUAUCCCCCCCCCCCCCCCCUACCCAAAUGUGCCCGGGACAGUUUGUUCAGCUUCAGAGAAUUAAAGUAGCACUUUGCUGAAACAAUGCAGCCUCAUUAUGCACAUAAUCUUACAAGUGUAAACAGUCUGGCACAAGUGUUUGUGUGUGAAAGCAACUUAGAGAUGGAUCUGUUCCCUGACUGAUGCUGUCUGAGGGCAAAAGCAAUGUACUGUGUUGUGUACAGAUUUAAUGGAUAGAGUUAUCACAGAUAUCAUUAACAGCUGCAUUCCUCAAUCCUUAAACAGUGAAUGAAACGACUAAUAAAAUGUGAAUUGUGUGACAAACCCAACCUUUGCAUUUGCAUAAUGGUGAACAGCGUAAUAAUAUAUUUCAGGUCAUUGUUUUGGUUUUCAUGGUUGACAAUUUCACUGUUUAGAUUCACUCUCAUCGACUCCAGAAGCGGGCAACUUCUUUUUACAGGAAAGCUCAAGCUGUAAGAUCCGUGCCCGGCACCAAACAGACAAUGUGAGCUACAAGCUGGUGAGCAUAAUGUUACAUUUAGCAGCUAAAGAGGCGGAUAAUUUCCCUCAGGAGUUGGUAGAAAGCAAAGGAGUGUGAAUAUUUGACUUCCAUUUGCUAGGUGGCCAGAAACACCCCUGAAUAUUAACAUUGUUCUGUAUCUGUGUGAAUGAAAAAGCUGUCAAACUAAGUAACAAAUGCAGGUUUAGGAGUUUUUAUUUUUCUUUAAAAUCAGCAUUUUGUGCAUUUCUAAUCUAAAAGUAAUUGCAGAUACCAUGCUGUUUU